Mycena citricolor is the source of this 455-nucleotide messenger RNA. The record is from the annotation of a GenBank genome assembly. NCBI's taxonomy places the organism in Eukaryota, Fungi, Basidiomycota, Agaricomycetes, Agaricales, Mycenaceae.
GAACCGGGAAGAAGCAAGAGCUCAAGGGCCGCGGAUCGACACACGUACCAUGCGAAGCUGUCAGAUCAGCUCUACCUCCUCGGAAGGCAAUUUCACACGGAAGCACUUUUAUCAUCUACUGUAGACUGGUUUACCGGUCGCGGUCAGGAGUUCGAGCCGACAUGGAUCGGCCGGAUAUGUCAAGUCAGUACCAGUCGUUCAAGCCAGGCCGUGGAUGCAUCCAAGACAUCUCUUGGAGACGGCUAGGUAUUCGGCUUCAGUAUCCCAGCUUUUGAAAAAUACUUCACCAUUUAUAUGGCAUGGCACAGGAAAAUUCAAAAGUGAGGGACACGCAUCCAUCACCUGUGGGAAAACUACAGACUCAUUCCUACUCAAUCGUCUUCAAGGCCUUCAAUAGAUUAUCGGCCUCCAUCGCAAAAAGAAAUAAAAACAACAGACGUCUAAACAUCUCUUCG